Messenger RNA from Tilletiopsis washingtonensis, 642 nucleotides. RefSeq lists its product as hypothetical. Bases 1 to 642 code for a protein of 213 amino acids. The transcript is spliced from 2 exons. Lineage: Eukaryota; Fungi; Basidiomycota; Exobasidiomycetes; Entylomatales. The record is from RefSeq and is a predicted model, not a curated record.
AUGUCAGCCCUCCUCGACGACGACUUCCUGGCAAUGGACCAGCAGCGCUGCGUCGAGGCUCGCGCAGCGAUGGAGGCGUACAUCCUCGUACGCGGCGUCAUGCGCAAUGCGAUCCAGACGGAGCGCGCCGCCGAGGAGGCCUUCACGGCGGCGUGGAAGGCUCGUCGCGAGGCGUUGGCGCUGCUCGAGAUCGCCUACAUCAAGCAGUUCCACGCCAAUUGCGACAUGUGCUCCACGCCACUUUGCUACUCUCGACCAACGACCUCGUUACUGGAUGCCGUCUCUUACUGCGAGGAGCGCAACAUAGACGAGGGCUUGGCGGAGGUCGAUGCAGUAGAGAAGGCAGCAGAUGAGGCGGCAGAAGAGUACAACAUGAUGCAGGCAAUGGUGGCGGGUCUAGAGGGCGAAGGAGAGCCUGAGGCUCCGCCGGCUUUCGUGUUUGGCGGGCCGGCAUCCGGGCAGGCCUCGACGACGUCUUUCUUCCGUCCCCUUCCCUUGCCUGCCGGAGGCUUCUUCGGACCCGCUGGGCUGGCUCGAAGCACGAACUCCACCGCUGCGAACGCGGCUUCGAGCUCGAGAGUGCAGCUGCAACCCGGUGUCAGUGAGCAGCACAAUGGAUUCACCAGCCACGACGACCUCUGA